UCUGCAAUGCGCAUGCGUCCGUAAACCAGGAAGUUGUGUUUUGUAUUGACGGAACAAAAUGGAACAGCUGUGUAAUGAAAAGACAUGAUUUAACAACAGGUGAGACCUCAUCCUGCCGGAGUUGCAGCCAUGGUCUGCUGCCCCCGCUGCCCCAGGCUGUGCUCCCGCUCCUCAGCCUACACUCUGCUGCUCGGCCUGUGCUUUGUGACAUUAGGGACCAGUCGCAUCCUGCUGCUCAAAUUCUCAGCCAAUGCUGACAGCCAAUAUGACUUCCUUCCUGCUUCGGUCAAUCUGCUGGCAGAGGCCCUCAAACUACUCUUCUGUUUGGUUAUGUCAGUCAGAGUCAUCAUCAGAGAGGGACGGUCAUUCAGAAGUUUGGGCAGCACUUCCAGCUCCUCUUUGCUCAACUCCCUCAAAUGGUCCGUUCCUGCUUUCCUCUACUUUGUGGACAACAUCAUCAUCUUCUACGUGAUGACCUACCUGCAGCCUGCCAUGGCAGUGCUGUUCUCAAACGUUGUCAUCCUGACCACUGCUGUGUUAUUCAGAAUUGUGUUAAAGAGGCGCCUGUCUUGGGUUCAGUGGGCAGCUUUAGUUAUCCUCUUCCUGGCCAUCGUUUCCUUGACAACCGGCUCAGGAUCCAAACAGAACUCCAUAGUGGUGUCAAGCCUUCACUCAAACCCCCUUUUCACACCCUCCAACUCUUGCCUUCUAUACACACAACUCUUGGAUCAGAUGAAAAACAGCAGUGCCUCUGCUUUGUGGACUUCAUCUCUUCCUGGUCAAGCCUGGAAGGACCGGAUGCUGGAGAAACUUCGAUAUCUGGGCGUGGGCCACAUCCUGAUUCUGCUGCAGUGCUUUGUCUCCUCUAUGGCCAACAUCUACAACGAGAAGAUCCUCAAAGAGGGAGAGCAGCUCACAGAGAGCAUCUUCAUCCAGAACAGUAAACUGUAUGCCUUUGGUGUGGUGUUCAAUGGCUUUACUCUUGGGGUGGGCAGUGAAGCCCGAGGGCGCACUCUUCACUGUGGCCUCCUUUACGGCCAUAAUAUCUUUUCCCUGGGCCUGGUGCUGGUCACCGCUGCUCUUGGUUUAUCGGUGGCUUUCAUCUUAAAGUUCAGAGACAACAUGUUCCACGUGCUGACCGGCCAAAUCACCACCGUCCUGGUAACUGCCAUCUCCCUCUUCUUCUUCAACUUCCACCCUUCACUGGACUUCUUCCUGCAGACCCCUAUGGUUCUGCUGGCCAUUUUUAUCUAUAAUGCCAGCCGCCCUAAAGACUUAGAGUACAGCCUGCAGCAGGAAAAGUUACGGGUCAUCAAUGGAGAGGUGUCUGAAAGGUCUAGAGGGGAUGGCGAGGAGCUAGAACUACUGACGAGGACGGACACAGACAGUGAAUCAGAGGAGUCACUAUGAGCAGCAUCACAGAGGCUCCUGAAGGAGAUUCAGCACAGACUUUUUGUUGAAGCGUUUACAGUAAAUGGCAGCGAUGUUGGGAUCAGCUGGGACUGUGACAGAAAUCAGAUGCUGGAGUUUUUCAGACGUAUGGAUCCUUAAAUGAUUCCAGUUGUAAUUGCUGCUCUUCAGCUGCUGAUGAGUGACCUCAUUUCAGGCUUUUCCUCCUUUUCUUUUUACCUGUUUUUAACACUUCAUUCAUCAUGUGAGAAAUAAAGAGAUUUGGAAAGUGUAGAUUUAAAAAGUAUUUCUUUUUAAAUGUGUUUUUGUUCAUCUAAUAGAAAUACAAAUGCAGCAUGCAAAA
Messenger RNA from Oryzias latipes (Japanese medaka), 1753 nucleotides. RefSeq names its product solute carrier family 35 member A5 (gene slc35a5). Gene Ontology annotation, molecular function: pyrimidine nucleotide-sugar transmembrane transporter activity. Lineage: Eukaryota; Metazoa; Chordata; Actinopteri; Beloniformes; Adrianichthyidae. Gene Ontology annotation, biological process: pyrimidine nucleotide-sugar transmembrane transport. Gene Ontology annotation, cellular component: Golgi membrane. The record is from RefSeq and is a predicted model, not a curated record.